CCGCGGACUGGAACCGUCGCAUCGUCGGCUGUGGGGGCAUGAUUCGGGUAUUGCCAGGACACCAGGCAAGGGGACCCAGGACCCCAGGACCCCAGGUAUAGCCAGGACCCCAGGACGUAGGGCCCUGGAGUCCCUAAAUUGGCCGGGGUCACUAAACCAGGUCUGCCGUAGCUAGUGCUUUUUCGGGUGAUGGCAGUUCCGGCUAGUGGAACGGGGCGGGUGGGGGCGUCCCCCAGUACACGUCACUAAACCAGGUCCCACUAAGCCCAGUUCUGCCAACGCCCGAGCAUGGUCUUCGAGCGGAUGAGAUCGUGGCGGCCAGUUGUUCGACGUCUUCGGCGUCCAGCGAGGUCCGAGAGUCCACGAUUAAGGGAGCGGGCAUGGGCCUCUUCGCCAACGUGGACAUGCCGCGGGGCACGCGGCUGCCGGCGCCGUACCGCGGCCGUCGCCUGACGUUGGAGCAGUUCAAGAGGUUGAAGGACCCCCGGUGGUGCUACACCCUGGACGAGGGCCGGCAUUGGGCGGUGGACGGCAAGCAGCUGAAGCGGGGCAACCCGCUGCGGUACGUGAACGGGGCGAGGACGCCCGCACAGAGGCGAAGGGUGAAUGUGGUGGGCCUCAAGAUCGACGGGCAGCCGUGGUUUGUGACCACGAGCCUGGUGAAGAAGGGGUCCGAGUUCCUGAUCUCAGAGCUACGGCCCUGGCUACUGGCAGGCCCUGGACGAGCAGUGGUCCCGGCCGCAGAAGCUCCGCGCCCGGAUCCGCGAGGUGCGAGCGCGGCUGCGCGCUGCCGCCAGGGGGGCGGGGCGGCGGCACCUCGAGGAGGAGCUGGAGGACUUGCAGGACAGCCUCGAGGAGCUGGCCUGAGCAGGGCGCCCGUGCGGCGCGGCCCUGGCCUCUGCGGGACGGCGUGCGGCAGAAGAGCCGGUGGCACAGGCACGCUCGUCGGCGAGCCCCGGUGAGGAGUGCUCGGAGGGCGGCUGGGCAGAGCCUGCUCGGAGGGCGGCGGGGCUUCUCCCAGAGGCCCUCUGGCCUGCCGAGGGGCCGUCCUUUUUGGCCUUCGGCCAGGAGGCUUCUGCUCGGGUCUCUCGGGCGGCGCGCGCGCUUACGGGCAGCCUCGCGCGCCUGCUCCGAGGAGGCCGCCCCUCGCUCGUGCUCCCCACCUGGGGCUCGCCCCCCGGGCAUGCGGCCAGGCCUUCGCUGUCGGCCCGCCGUGUCGCGCCGCCGCCAGCUCUGGCCCACCACGCCCCUGGCGCGACGCGUGCGCGCCACGCCCCCCGUCCUCAGGGCAUCCUCGUCCCGAGCCUUCCCUGGCCUCCCGCCCCGCGGGGCGGAGCGACGCGCCGUCCUCGGGCCGCCGCCGAGAGGCACGCCGAGCAGCAGCUCUGGACCGUACUUAGGCUUUCUUUCUGUUCAUGCAGAUGGUUCUUCUUCUCUUCUCUCCUGGGUCGUGCAGGAGGGCGCUCCUGCAUCCACUCCUCGGGUUCGACCUCCCUGCCUCUUCCGCGGCCGGCAGUGUGAGCACUGAGCUGUAGCGGCGGGGCAGUCCCACAGAUCUGGAUCGAUGCGAGCGCCAGCUGAAAGGGCAAC
This is a messenger RNA of Prorocentrum cordatum, 1590 nucleotides long. The record is from the annotation of a GenBank genome assembly. Lineage: Eukaryota; Dinophyceae; Prorocentrales; Prorocentraceae.